This is a messenger RNA of Cataglyphis hispanica, 537 nucleotides long. RefSeq lists its product as uncharacterized. Bases 1 to 537 code for a protein of 178 amino acids. NCBI's taxonomy places the organism in Eukaryota, Metazoa, Arthropoda, Insecta, Hymenoptera, Formicidae. The transcript is spliced from 3 exons. The record is from RefSeq and is a predicted model, not a curated record.
AUGUCGUUAUGUCGUCCUCCUAGCACAAUUUAUAGCAGUUUUUCGUCGACUCGCGAAAUGGUGGACUGCAUUACCAUAUGCAACAGCGCCUGCAUAGCAUGUAUCUGGUGCAUUCUCUUUUCGGUAUGUUUUCCAAGAUUCUCGAAAAAUAUUAGGAAAGUGGAUUCGAGCGAGUGUUGCAUACGGAGAAAGUCGAUUGUGAAACACCGGAAAGCACAUUCGCGUGAUUUUCCGAAAUGCGUGAAAACUGAUUCAGUUCAUGUACGACGAUUUAGAAAUUUUUCAUGCUUCGAAGGCAAUGACGAAGAUCGACGAGAACAUCGUUCGUGUCCCAGAAAAAAAGUAUGCGAUCGACCAUUGGGAGAACAUAGAAACGCAUGUCGAUGCUUAAAAAAGGAUAGGAAAACUUCGCCAAUAUGUAACAAACCGGUCAAAUGUUCGAAUAAUUGCAAUAAGUCAGACAGUUUUUUGAACAGCACAAAGAGCAACGAAAUUUUGGAACCAAAUAAAAGCGAAAUUAUCUAUAAAAGAUCUUGA